This is a messenger RNA of Belonocnema kinseyi, 2647 nucleotides long. It is a transcript of the gene noc, whose product is annotated as zinc finger protein Noc. Gene Ontology annotation, biological process: negative regulation of DNA-templated transcription. The coding region runs from base 313 to 1761 and encodes 482 amino acids. The record is from RefSeq and is a predicted model, not a curated record. Gene Ontology annotation, cellular component: nucleus. NCBI's taxonomy places the organism in Eukaryota, Metazoa, Arthropoda, Insecta, Hymenoptera, Cynipidae. The transcript is spliced from 2 exons.
UGCCUCCCCACACCACAGAACCAACCGUGCCCCCUCCCUUACUUCGCUGCCCCACUCCCGGCGGACAGGUUAUUUCCUAGUUCGCACGAACGACGCUGAUGUCGCCACCGUCACCGCAGCUCUCAAAGCUGAAAGUCUCUACGCGGCUGUCAUUAUUCCCCUGGAUUUCGUUCGGUACGCGUGGUUUUAUUGAUCCUCGACUCAGCUUACAGCAUUCGUUCACGUGAAGUCUGGAGUGUCAAGACCCUGCAUACAGUUUUGUGAUUAGUGCUUUUACUCUGGUGUUGUGAACAGCUUAAAGUGUUUUACCAAAUGGUUGUGCUUGAGGAAGGCGGCAUGCUUACCACUGGACACAAUCAGUACCUCCAACCGGAUUAUCUUUCUCCGCUUCCAACUACGUUGGAUGCGAAGAAGAGUCCGUUGGCUCUACUGGCACAGACGUGUAGUCAGAUUGGAGCAGAUUCUCCAUCGAAACCCUUGAUUUCUCCCCUGGAUAAACCGUCAAAAGGCUCAUCUGCAUCGUUGAACGCGAGAUCACCGCCGGCGGCAAAAUUGGAGCGCACCCGCAGCAGCCCUUCGGAAUCGAAGCCGCUCGCUUUCAAGCCUUAUGAAACAAAUGUAGUGUCCAAAAAAUCUUCGGAUGACGGUAGACCAACCUCGAAGGCUAGUGUGCACAGUGUUAGUGGUCAGGAUAGUGUCAGUGCGAGUGAUAUGAGCUCUGAUAAAAAAUCGUCGGGUAGUCGAACGCCCGUGGGAAGAAAAUCUACCUCCCCCUCGAGUCACGCGCCAACAUCUACGAGCAAUACAAACUCUACUACGACAAGCUCGAAUAGUGAUCGUAGAACACCCGCAGAUCGCGAAAAAAUGAGUGCUUCGCCAAGAAACAACGGUGCGAGUCCCAUCAUCAGAUCCGGAAUGGAGAUCCUUUCUGGUGGACACUCGAAAGACCUGGGUGCUUAUAAAUCUGGUCUUCCCAGUUACGGUGGAAAUCCUCUCUGCUGUCCACCAGGUCUUGCGGAAAAUCCUGCAUUCAGGCCACCUUUUGCAGGAGCUUCGCCGUUCUCCCAUCAUCAUGCAGCCACUGCAGCUCUUCUUGGGUACCCUACAUCUGCUCCAGCUAACAACAACCCGUAUCUGAGUUAUGCUCGUGUCAAAACUCCAGCUGGUGGUGAGGCUUUGGUUCCAGUCUGCAAGGAUCCUUACUGCACCGGAUGCCAGUACAGCAUGCACAAUGCGCAGAUGAUGAUGGGCGCUGGUUCCUGUCCUAGUGGAUGCACACAGUGCGAUCAUCAGAAGUACGGCCUCGCCAUGGCCCUCUCAUCUUUGGGACCCAUGCCACCACCGUCCAUGAGCUAUCCGUCGUCGCUUGGAGGCGGAAGACCUUAUGUGUGCAACUGGAUCGCUGGAGAGUCCUACUGCGGUAAGCGGUUCAACACCUCCGAGGAACUUCUGCAGCAUCUUCGGAGCCACACGAGUUUGGCAGGUAGUGAACAUGCGGCAUCUGCUGCCCUUCUCGGUUCACCUCACGGACACCCGUUACUCUCGCCGUCGGCUGCUCUUCACCGUGCAGCUGGUGGAGCUUACCCGGCACCUUCUCUGAGUCCGCUCAGUGCGAGAUAUCAUCCAUACGGGAAACCACCGACUGGACCACUUCCUGCUUCGCUUGCGGCAUCACCCUACAGUGCAUUUAAUGCUUUAGGACCAUAUUACUCGCCUUAUGCAAUUUAUGGUCAACGAAUCGGCGCGGCUGUUCAUCAGUAAGGUGUAAGGUGUGUCUUCCGACGGAACGAGAAAGGGACCAAGACGUCCCGUUACAGAGACUGUCUUUAUGUGUACAUAGAACGCCGUGGGCGUGUUUGUAAAAUAGGAUUCUAUUUAAAAGAAAAAAUUUAUAUAUGAAAAUAAUAAUUACUGCAAGUUGGUGGCAUAUCUCGACAUAACGUCGCGCGUUGCGAGACUACUCUUGUGUGGCGUGUCUGUGUUCUGAAUUACAAGCCCAUUAAAAUUUGAGCGAUUUAUGAUCAGUAUUCUACUACCGUACUACUCGCUUCACAAUUGUCCGUUCGGUAUAAAUUAUCCUGCAAUCUCGCGUUGACGUGAGUCCGGUUUAAAUGCAAUACUGUAUUUUUCCUUCCUUGUUUGACAAGCAAAGAGUUUUAUGGAUCAUCAAAAUGAAACGUACGGCGCGUACGUCUGUGACGAGGUAUUAACGAGAUAACAACGGCGGUAAUGACGACUGUCGCCUCAAAAAGUUUGAGAAACUUUUAGAGACAGAAACGCUGUCCAUAUGUAACUGUGAUAUUGUAUUAUUUUUUCGAAGAGGUGUUUGAAAGUAUCUUCGUUUCGGGAUAAAUUCGACUGCAAGUGUCUGUCUAAAUUGAAGGAAUUUAUUCUUUUGCUAAUUGUAUUGCAACUUAAUGUAAAGAGUACCAUUUCUUUCGAUUCUAAAUCACUGAAUGUUUUUCUCUGAGCUAACACGAUUAUGCAAUCACAGAAAUUACUUUGUCCAGCAGCGUCGAUUUAUGCGGCUAAACGCAAUGUUGCACGCAUAGCGUUAAAAUAUGUCAUUCAUCCUGUAAAUAAGACUUGUAAAUAUAUCGUUGAGUUUCCAUACUGCUUUAAUAAACAUGUUUGUAGAAUCAUAAAA